ACAGUUGCUCAUUGACCACUUCCAUCAAAGGGUUCAUCAUCAGGGUCGUGGGAUGACCAUGAACGAGCUCCGAUCAAACGGCAUCUGGAUAUUGGGAUGCAGUCACACAGUGUCUUCUUACAUUUACAAGUGUGUGAAAUGUAGAAAGUUCAGAAGAAAUACUGAAGUACAAAGAAUGGCAGAUUUACCGUGUGAAAGAGUGGAAGCAUCACCUCCCUUUACCUAUUGUGGAGUGGAUUGCUUCGGUCCAUUUUACAUUAAGGAGGGAAGAAAGGAACUUAAACGCUACGGUCUGUUAUUCACAUGCCUGUGCUCGCGUGCUGUGCACAUAGAGCUACUUGAUGACAUGACAUCUGACGCUUUUAUUAAUAGUCUUCGAACAUUGAUUGCCAUACGUGGAAAUGUUCGGCAGCUUUGGUCAGAUCAAGGAACCAACUUUGUUGGAGCAAGACGAGAGUUCUUGGAAUCCGUAAAGGAAAUGGACCAAGAAAAUAUAAAACAAUUAGGUUGUGAAUUUGUCAUGAACCCACCAUCUGCUAGCCAUAUGGGUGGAGCCUGGGAAAGGCAGAUUAGGACAAUAAGAAGUGUGUUGACAUCCAUUUUGGAUCAUUCAUCCAAAAGACUUGACAUUUCAUCUUUACGUACAUACCUUUAUGAGGUCAUGGCGAUCAUAAAUAGUAGGCCCUUAACAACUCACCUGCUCAGUGAUCCCACUGCUCCACAGCCUCUUACACCGAAUCAUAUCCUGACCAUGAAGUCUUCAGUGGUUUUACCACCACCUGGUGAGUUUGUGAAAGAAGACCUUUAUCUUCGCAAAAGAUGGCGUAAGGUACAAUAUUUGGCCAAUGAAUUUUGGACCAGAUGGAAAAGGGAAUACUUGCUGAAUCUUCAGCAAAGGAACAAAUGGUACAAGACACAGAGAAAUGCCAAGAUCAAUGACAUUGUGAUUCUGAUGGAUAAUAGUCUACCCAGAAAUGAGUGGAGACUGGCCAAGGUCACUAAGGUGUUCCCUAGUGAAGAUGGAGUCAUUAGGAAACUCGAAUUGUUGAUGAGUGAUGCAACACUUGACGACCAAGGAAAAAGAGUUAACAAGCCAGUAUAUCUUGAGAGACCCAUCCACAAAACAGUUACUAUAGUUGAAGCUGAGUAGCUCAUUACAGAUAUUUGUUGUUUUUCUUUGUAUUCAGGUGUAGUAGGAAAUCAUCUGUGAUUUGGUGGGAGUGUGGCUGCCAUCGGCAGCAGUUUGUGCAGUUUGGGUUGAUUUCAUGAUUCUGAUUUGGUGUAGAUAAGUUAAGGUGUGCGGAUGGUUCCGAAGCGGAACCAAUGUUUAAUGUGUCGUUUCAUUCCGGGACUUUCUAUGGUGACACGCAGCACUCUGUGUAAGGCAGCAUGCUUCUUUUUGCUGUUAGUUGAUGGAGAGGUUUCGGUGAGGCAUUAAGGCUCGUGUAGCUGAUUGCAAGAAGACGUUACACGGAGUUUUUUUUGUAUUAACCCUUCCAGGUUGAAGCGGCCAAUGAGUUCUCACGGCAUAGUUAUUAAACGCCAGUAACAAAGAAGAACGCCUUGUGUCCGUUUUCUGCUUGGAGGGAGUUAC
Messenger RNA from Xiphophorus couchianus (Monterrey platyfish), 1594 nucleotides. RefSeq lists its product as uncharacterized. The record is from RefSeq and is a predicted model, not a curated record. The transcript is spliced from 2 exons. Gene Ontology annotation, biological process: DNA integration. Lineage: Eukaryota; Metazoa; Chordata; Actinopteri; Cyprinodontiformes; Poeciliidae. Bases 53 to 1150 code for a protein of 365 amino acids. Gene Ontology annotation, molecular function: nucleic acid binding.